Molecule: messenger RNA, 1725 nt
Organism: Puccinia triticina
Lineage: Eukaryota; Fungi; Basidiomycota; Pucciniomycetes; Pucciniales; Pucciniaceae
Exons: 2
Coding region: 1-1725 (574 amino acids)
Biological process (GO): iron-sulfur cluster assembly
Cellular component (GO): cytosolic [4Fe-4S] assembly targeting complex
Molecular function (GO): 4 iron, 4 sulfur cluster binding
Source: RefSeq, a predicted model, not a curated record
AUGACUGCGAACUCACUCAACCUCAUCGACCUCAACGACUACCUCGGGCCAUCCCAGCUAUGCACCAAACCAAACAUACCUCAAGCAAAGCAAGAGCCACCCUCGCUCUCCAAAACACUGAUCUCACUCGAUGACCAGCCACCACCACCACCACCACUCAACGAACCUCUUCCCAAGGCACAAAUCACCCUGAAUGACUGUCUGGCUUGCAGUGGCUGUAUAACCUCAUCGGAGUCCAUCCUUGUCUCCCUCCAAUCAGUCCAAGAGGUCCGCAAAGAGAUCCUCAAACCAAACCGCUAUCCGAUCCUCUCGAUCUCCUCUCACUCCCUGGCUUCCUUCGUUGCAUACAACCAAUUGGACUCUCUGUCGACCGGAUUCAAAGUCUUGAAGAAAUACUUCACCCGCUCACACAACUUUGCGCUCGUCCUCGACACCAACUUUGCGCAGCGACUGCAUCUGCUCGAGAGUCAGAGAGAGUUCAAGGAACAGAGACGGCGACAGGAGGAAGGGAGUCGUCGUUCUGCCAAGUCCCCAAUCCUCGCCAGUAGCUGUCCGGCAUGGAUCUGCUAUGCGGAGAAGACCCAGGGGAAGAACGGGAUCCUGGAGAUGAUCAGUCGGGUCAAAUCAGCCCAGCAGAUCCAGGGCGCGCUGCUGAAGAGCCCCCGCUUUGCGGCCUCCGUUGGACUCGGCUCGGUUGAGGAGAUCUACCACGUCUGUGUCAUGUCCUGCUACGAUAAAAAGCUCGAGGCCAGUCGGCCGGAUUUUCAGAGCGAUGACGAGCGGAUCAAGGACGUUGAUUGCGUGCUGACGACCCGUGAAGUUCAGGAUAUGAUCCAGGAGGACGGAUUCGAUAUCGUCGAGGCAGCCCAAGAAACUGAGGAAUCCGAACCGCCCAUCGACUGUCAUCGUCCCAACAACCAGGUCGGCAUCCCCAUCUGGAUCGAUCGUCCCCCACCCAUAGGAUCAAGCAGUGGAGGAUACCUGUUUAACUUACUCAGGGCUAGUGUUCCCACGGAUCGAGGGAAUCUUCACGAUCGACUGAGACUGACUGUGGACCGAAAGCGGGGAUCGGACUACGUCGAGUUCCGGCUCCAACUCGCCCAUGCUUCUUUGCCUCCUAACGGCAUCCAGGAUGGCGUGUCGACGGAGGAACUGGAAACGUUGUUCUAUGGGGCACUCUUCUACGGGUUCAAGAACCUCCAGAACCUGAUCCGGAAGAUCGCCCCAUCAGCCUCAUCAUCCACAGGGACGACGAAUCCGAGAGCCCGGGUGAUGGGGCGAAGACGGAAGGAGCAGCAGCAGGGCGCGGAUGGCGCAAGGGGGGAGGCCGGACGGACGUACGACUUUGUCGAGGUCAUGGCCUGUCCCUCGGGCUGUGUCAACGGCGGGGGACAGAUCCCGAUCGGCACCCACCUCGGCAGCAUCCCAUCGUCGUCUGGAGGACCGACGAACAAACAAUGGAUCGCCAAGCUCGAGCAGGUCUACUUCCAAUCCCCAUCAUCCACCUGCCCGUCAUCGGAGGACCCUCAGCAGCUCAUCCACUCGGCCGGCUUGGCCGACACCUUGUAUGUUGCUGACCAACACGACGCCAGCGACCACGCCUUCAUUCACUCUUGGAUGGAGGCCUGGGGGUUCCUGGCCGACCAAGCCUCCAGGGAUCGCACCUUCUUGACUUCCUACAGGGCCGUCGAACCUGAAUCUAACGGGUUCGCUGUCCAAUGGUAG